GAAGGGAGGAACAACCAAACCCUUGUAGCACCAUUUGGAGAGUUCUCACUAGAUGGAGUAUGCCAAAACAGCAGAAUAUUGAAAAAAAAAAACACAAGAUGAAUGUGGUAACAUUGAGAAAGCAUUCAGAAGG
Messenger RNA from Dentiscutata heterogama, 133 nucleotides. Lineage: Eukaryota; Fungi; Glomeromycota; Glomeromycetes; Diversisporales; Gigasporaceae. The record is from the annotation of a GenBank genome assembly.